GUAUACAAGAAAAAUAAAAAUAAAAAGGAGAACGAAAAAGCAGAGAGAAUAAAAAGGUAAGGGAAGAGAAGAGAAGAGGGGGAUGUUGACAAAUAAAUUCAGGUCUCGUUUGUUUAUGUGAUUUUUCGGAUCUUUCCUUUUCUCUCUAUAAACACAACCAAAAGAAGCAGACGAAGAAGAAGAAGAAGAAAAACAAAGGAGAGUUCUUUUUUUUUUUUUUGUUUGGUGAGACAGGGAGAGAGAGAAGAGUGGCCCAGUAGAUCGAAGAUGACGAUGAUCUAUUUUAUUUUCUUCCAUUAAUAGUGUUUUCGCUAUAACCAUUAUAUACACAGAGAAUAUAUAGACUCCAAAAUUUUCUUACUUUGCCUUUUGAUUCAGAGCCUUUAUUUUCCUUCUAAUUUCACUUUGUUGAAACCUCGUAAAGUCUUCAUUUUUUGAUCUUCUGAAGACGAGUUGGCGAUAAGAGGAUGUGCGUUUGAGGAAUGGGAACAAAGAUUCACUGUGAAGGCUUAUUCCCUGGACAUCAUCACUCUAUGAGAGAUCCCAACAACGAAUCCAACGGUUGUAGAUGGCCAUUGUUCUAUGCUGACAAUAAAGCCUCUGCGAAUGAUCAAUUCUACAAUGACAAAGAUGUGGUGAGAAGGACAAUGCUCGAACACGAAGCUGUUUUUAAGGCUCAGGUUAUGGAACUUCACCGGGUAUACAGGAUACAGAGAGAUAUGAUGGAUGAACUGAAAAGGAAACAGUUUAACAAAGAAUUCGAGGCAUCAUGCUCAUCUCAACCUACCAAUGAUGAUCUCCGUAAAUGGAAAAUGCCUAGUUUCCCUUUGGCAAACUCGGUUUACGAUAGACCAUCCAUGUCGGUAGUGGAUGAUAAUGGCCAUUCUCCCAUGAAAGGAAGCUAUUCUCAAGGUGUUGUUGGUCCGGUUCCAUGGCAAAACGGAGCUAGUUCUAAAAAUGUUGAAACGUUGGAGGUUAGACCGACGAAAAUCAGGAGAAGGAUGAUAGAUCUUUGCCUUCCUGCUGACGACAAUGAGGAAGUUGUUGAGUUGAAAGAUCAUAGAGUUUGUGGAAAGCUUCCUAAUGGAGAUGUGAGGACUGAAACUCGUGGAGAGAGUUUGAGAGUUGGGUAUGGGUCAAGUAGUAGAAGCAAUGGCUUGGCUGAUUUGAAUGAACCAUUUAAGCAGGCUCAAGAAACAAAUGAUCAUUACAGUGACACACAUAAGUUUGCUACUCCAUCCCUUCAACCGUCCAAGCCAUUUGUUUCAUCAUCUCAGGCUAUGCAAGUGUUUGCGAACAGUUCACAAAGAGGAAUGGGUUUACCUAACUCUGGUCCUCCUCCAAGCAAGGCAGUCUUGUGGAGAGAAAGGACGUUUAUUGACCUAGAAGCUGAUACUGAUACUAACACUAGCCAUGAAGUUGCUUCUCAUCAACCGCAACGCCACUUGUAUCCAUAUAACACUCCAGCUUCUGCUGUCCCUUGGAACCAUAUGCAUUCCUCUUGGCAAAACCCUGGCUUUGGCUUCCCUCAGAGAGUUGUUGCUUCAGAGCAGAAACAAGGGUGUCUGGGAGAUAGAUUACAGUUUGAAAGCAACGCUAGAUAUAGCAACCACAACAUGGUUUACAAUGAGUGUUCUUCUUCUUCGUCGAAAUCGAAAUUCUCUGGGAGUGGAUAUAGUUAUCCUAACGGAGGAAGAAGUGAUUACAAGCCGGGGAAUAGAUUAUUGGAUUCAAAUGGCUCAGAGGUGAAGUUUGUGAGAGAUUUGAACUUGAAUGUGACACUUCCAUCAAACACUUGUGUUGUUGAAGUUAGAAAGGAUGAAGCUACUUUACCAUGGCUUGUUAAACCCCCCAAGUCUGCUUCUAACACUGAUGUGGCUGAUGGGAGAUGGAAUCUGAAGAGUAAUGAUGCUGUGGAGACUGAGAAGAUCAACAUUAACUCCAACAUUCCUAGAGAUGAAUGCAAUGCAGAAAGAGAUAAAGUCCAUAACGUUAGGAUGAUGCUAGACAUCAACGAACCUUGUGAGCCACUUUCAGAUGAAGAUCAGCAAACGGAGGAGGAACAAACAGGGACAAAGGUUUCGGUUAGUAACAAGUGUCAUAUUGAUUUGAACAUGUCGGUCAGCGAAGAAGAUGAAAACUGGUCUGUUCCUCCCACCAGUUCAAGACUGAGCUCAAAGAGAAUCAUGAUAGAUUUGGAAACUGUUCCUGCGUCUGAUGUUGAAGAAGACGACAAUGUCUCUGGAGAAAAACCUCCAGAAGAGUCAGAAACAGAAACAACAGCAGCAGAAACAAUAGUUGCCAUCUCUUUAGCUUGCCUAGAUAGAGAGGUUGAAGUUGUUGUUGCUCCAGAAACAAUGAUCCUUCACUGGUUUGCAGAAACAGUAGAGAACCUGGACCAAAAGCUCGCUUCUGUCUCAAGGAACCAAGCGCGUUCUAUAGAAGAGAUAGAUUACUUCGAGUCAAUGAUCCUGCAACUACCUGAGACCACAGAAGAAGAGUACACGCCUAAGCCAUUAGUCCCUGAAGACCUCAUAUUAGAGGAAACCUCUACGGUCAUCACGAGCCAAAGACCAAGAAGAGGAAACGCUAGAAAGGGAAAGCAAAGACGAGACUUCCAAAGAGACAUCCUCCCCGGACUCGUGUCUCUUUCGAAACACGAAGUGACAGAAGACAUUCACAUGUUUGACGGGUUCAUGAGAGCAGCAACGGGAAGCUCCUGGACUCCAGCCGGUUUAGCGAGGAAGAAAACCGGGUCAAGAGGUAGACCGAGACGGGUCGUUACAAUCCCCGAACCGGUUUAUUAUCCUUCGGUUCAACAGCAUGUGGGGAACAACAAUGGUGAGAUUGAAGAUAGAAGCUUUGCAGGUUGGGGUAAAAUGACAAGAAGGCCGAGGAGACAACGUUGUCCUUCUUCUACUGUAACUACUACUAGUAACCAACGUCACGCGCCUUUCACGUGAUGUAUUUGUAACCAUAAUAUAUCAUUCCUGUCCCAUUUUUUUUUUUUUCCUAUAGAGAGAUAUAAUAUCUAAGACUGUGAUUUUCAUAGGGGAGUUUUUUAAUUUC
Brassica napus (rape) is the source of this 3069-nucleotide messenger RNA. RefSeq lists its product as uncharacterized. The record is from RefSeq and is a predicted model, not a curated record. Lineage: Eukaryota; Viridiplantae; Streptophyta; Magnoliopsida; Brassicales; Brassicaceae. The transcript has 3 exons. Bases 483 to 2963 code for a protein of 826 amino acids.